Molecule: messenger RNA, 2697 nt
Organism: Didymosphaeria variabile
Lineage: Eukaryota; Fungi; Ascomycota; Dothideomycetes; Pleosporales; Didymosphaeriaceae
Exons: 3
Coding region: 1-2697 (898 amino acids)
Molecular function (GO): 5'-flap endonuclease activity; crossover junction DNA endonuclease activity
Source: RefSeq, a predicted model, not a curated record
AUGGGCAUCAAAGGCAUCUAUCAAGAGAUCGGACCCGGCCGCCGCGUAGCACUCUCAAAGCUUGCCGUCGAGACGUUCGAGCAGACCGGACGCCCGCUGCGAAUAGCUAUUGACGUGUCGAUAUGGCUCUUUCAGAUCCAAGCCAGUGGCACGAAUCCAGCCCUGCGCACGUUUUAUUAUCGCCUCCUUCGCCUCAUCGCCCUGUCCAUACAUCCUGUCUUCGUAUUCGAUGGUCCAAACAAGCCCCCUUUCAAGCGCAACAAAAGAACCGGUGGACCUGGCGUGAGCGUCGCAUCUAUCCCGGAAUUCCUAGCGAAGCAGCUCCUCAAACAAUUUGGGUUUCCUUUACAUCUUGCGCCGGGCGAGGCGGAGGCAGAAUGCGCAUUGCUACAAAGAGAAGGCAUAGUAGACGCAGUGCUCAGUGAAGAUGUCGACACUCUUAUGUUUGGCAGCGGCGUGACAAUUAGGAAUUGGUCACCAGAGCAGAAGUCAAGCAAGACACCGACACAUGUGAAUGUGUACGAUGCAGUAGAGACAAAAAAUGGUCCUUCAGGGUUGGAUCGCGAGGGCAUGAUCUUGGUCGCCCUAAUGAGCGGUGGCGACUAUGUGCCGGAAGGAAUUCCUGGUUGCGGCCCUAAAAAAGCUUGCGAGGCAGCAAGAGCCGGAUUCGGGAGAGAUCUGUGUCGGUUGGCGAGGAAUGAUGCAAAGGGCUUGCGGCACUGGCGAGAGCGGCUGCAGCAUGAGAUCAAGACAAACGAGAGCAAGCUUUUCGCCCAGAAACGUCCAAGCCUGCUCAUUCCCGACGGCUUCCCUCGAACCGAUAUCCUUGGUUAUUAUACCCAUCCUGCCAUCUCGAAUCAAGCCGGCCUGGAUAGGCUCAGAAGCUCCCUGAAGUGGGACCAGGAUAUUGACCUCCCUGGCCUGCGUAGCUUUACAUACGAUGCAUUUGACUGGGCUAAGCUCGAAGGUGCAAAGCAUUUCGUCCGUAGCCUGGCUCCGUCAUUGCUCGUUCGUCACCUUCGGAUGAGGGGAGAGCAGACCGAGAGGUUUCCCUCCAAUAAUCUUCAAGCUAUUCAGCAGGAUGAAGCGCUUCUUGUCAAGGGUAUACACGGCAAGCGACAGCAUGCUGUUACAGACAGGACCUCUGAGCUCCGUGUGAGCUUCACACCAAUUGAGCUCGUUAAAAUCGACCUGAACGCCGAAGAACCAGAUGAUGAGGUGGAGAUUCCACCGGCAUCCGAGCCUGACCUGGAUGAGGAAAUACCAAUAGAAGUCGAUGAUGACGUAGACGGGCCUAGGAAGCGAGGCCCGACCAAGUUUGAUCCUCACAAGCCUGCACGAGUAUGGAUCCUCGAGACAUACGUGAAGGCCGGCGUGCCCCUCAAGGUUCAGGAUUGGGAGGCAGAACGGCAGAGACCACUGCGAUCGAAACGGACAGCUUCAGCAAAUGGUGGCAGCACAACAGCACCCGAACCGACCGGAGGAAGACGAACGAAGGUAGCGGACAGUGCUAAGCAAAUGUCUAUUCAGAAUUUUGCAAAGAUUACAAAACCUAGGACCAAAACUAUACAAGCAACUUCAAAGUCCCGGGACACUGUCGUGUCUCAGUCUGCAACGAAUACAAAAGACGUUACCGUCACCCUUCUUUCCUCUUCACCUGUGAGUUCGAGAGAAACCAACUCACCUCGACCCACCAGAGAGAAGUUGCUCUCGCCACUGGCAGAGCUACCGUCCAGGCUCACAGAAAGGAGACGAGGGCAAAUGCAGCGCGCACAUACCCUUCCCUCCAACCCUGCCACGGACAUUGACCGACCAGAAAGUCCAACGCCAGAAGUGAUAGAGACGUUGGAUCUAGUGGAUUUACACAUGACUGAGCCACCUUUGCAAGCUCCAGCCAAGAAACUUAGGAUGCAAGGACCAAAGAAACCCACAAUGUCUCGAGCUACACGCGCAGCAACCGUAGCACCAUCCGCGGGGAAGACGAAACAAUCGACGCUAGAUGGAUGGAGGUCACCGGCCAACUCACCCGUCAAACCCCGGAAGCGAACCCUUCCGCUGAGUACCACGCCGCGUCCACCGCACUUUAAGACGGUGGACGGAGACACAGAGACUCUUGAUCUCACGCUGUCCUCGCCCUUGGGUUUCUCUACAGGAUUGGCAACCGUCCCUCAAGAACCAAGGCAAGCUUCGAAUCGCCCGCCUUCCACAUCCCUAUCUUCCAACGCCUCGAACAUGCCCGAUGACUCAUCCUCCGACACCCCGGACACGUCCCCGAAAGCUGGAGCGAAACUCACGGUGGAAUCACGACGAACCUCUCCUCGGCUCCGAAAAACACAUUCAGCAUCGCCGGAGAUAGAGUGUCUAGACCUGACGGAGGUUUCAUCACCACCGCCUAUGAGUACUACUGCUUCGCCAGCUCCGCCCAAGAACCUCAAGUCAGCCCCUUGUCGAUCGCCUCGUGCGCACCCGAACACCUCAACGGAGCCAUAUGCACCAAAAAAGUCUCCCCCGGCAGCAUGGAAAGAAAAAGCUAAGAAAAAGCGUGAGGUAGUUCUGAGAAAGAGCCUAGCAGGCGCGUGGACUUUCGUUGAGGCACAGAGCCCCGCGAAGGCGGAAAUGCGUGAUAGGAACGUACCUAAAGGCAAGGAAAGGAGACGGUGGCGAGAGAGCGAGAUCGAAUUCCUCGAUCUGUGUUAG